Messenger RNA from Morchella sextelata, 618 nucleotides. RefSeq lists its product as uncharacterized. The record is from RefSeq and is a predicted model, not a curated record. Bases 1 to 618 code for a protein of 205 amino acids. The transcript is spliced from 6 exons. Lineage: Eukaryota; Fungi; Ascomycota; Pezizomycetes; Pezizales; Morchellaceae.
AUGGCUGUCGCUCCGAAAUUCGCAGCUCAUGUGUUGAAUGCUCCGGCGGGUCCAGUACACACGUUGGAGCUCUACCUCGACUACGUCUGCCCUUUCUCCGCAAAGCUCUUCAACCGCAUCUACAAUGACGUCAAACCCCACGUCGAGCAGAAAUACCCCGGCAAGGUCCAGUUCAUAUUCAGACACCAACUGCAACCCUGGCACCCCAGCUCCACACUUGUACACGAAGCCGCCCUCGCCGUCGAACGUGCCGACCCCUCAAAAUUUUGGCAGUUCUCCGCAGCCCUGUUCCGUGACCAGACCUCGUAUUUCGACGUCAAUGUCGUGAACGAGACACGCAACCAGACCUACGGCCGUCUCGCUGCGCUCGCCGGUUCCAUAGGCGCCGACCAGAAGACCAUCUAUGACCUACUCAAGAUCGGGGAUACACCUGUGGACGGCGCUCUAAACACCGGUAACCAGGUAACGAAUGACUUGAAGCUGCAUGUGAAGGCGGCGCGACUGACAGGAGUCCAUGUGAGCCCCACCGUCAUAUUCAAUGGUAACGUCGAGAAUGCGAUUUCGAGUGGGUGGGAGCUGGGCCAAUGGGUCGAGUGGUUUGAGAAGAAUGUUGGUUAG